Messenger RNA from Populus nigra (black poplar), 4684 nucleotides. RefSeq lists its product as uncharacterized. The transcript is spliced from 9 exons. Bases 273 to 4472 code for a protein of 1399 amino acids. Gene Ontology annotation, cellular component: cytoplasm. Gene Ontology annotation, molecular function: protein kinase activity; protein binding; ATP binding. Gene Ontology annotation, biological process: protein phosphorylation; signal transduction. The record is from RefSeq and is a predicted model, not a curated record. NCBI's taxonomy places the organism in Eukaryota, Viridiplantae, Streptophyta, Magnoliopsida, Malpighiales, Salicaceae.
CCCACACAAAUGAUAGAAUAAAACCUUAAUAAUAAUAAUAGAAAGGAUAAAAACAAGAACAUUCUAUAUUUAUACGCACAAAAAUCAAGAGAGAAAGAAAGAAAAACAGAGUCUGGCUGUUUCCUAAGCUGACUUACUGUCUUUGCUUCUAUUUUCUGGUUUUCUCCUGCUAAGAUGUCAUUUUCCAAGCAAAGCUUUUGGUUGGCCAUAUGAGUGUUUCUGUACUGAUAUGGCAUUAUUGGCAUCUUGCCUUGCUGGUGCAGUUGAUUUAAAUGGACAGGAAUCUGGGAAAAAGCAUGGUAGAUCAACAGAAAAACUAUGAACAAAUUCAAUCCAAUAACAUGGAAGCUAGAAAUGAAGGGAAGGGGUCUGUAAACCAAAGAUUUUUCCAUGAUCCAUCAGCUAAUAUUAAUACUAACAUGCGACCUCCUGACUACAACAUGUCAAUGGGAGCUAGGCCUGUGCUAAAUUACUCCAUUCAGACUGGUGAGGAAUUCGCUCUUGAAUUUAUGCGGGAGAGGGUGAACCCCAGGCAACAGUUCUUUCCAAGUGCUCACAUUGAUCCUAAUAGUUCAACUAGCUAUGUUGGACUGGAGGGUGUGUUGGGAAUAUCCCAUAUCGGUUCUGAAAGUGGGGCUGACAUCUCUAUGAUUAGCUCGGUUGAAAAAGCUCGGAACCAGGAGUCUGACAGGAAGGGGUCUUCUGUUAAUGAAGAUCAAAGUUAUUAUGACCCUGUCCCAUCAGUACCGCGAACCUCACCGAGAAAUGACAGCAGUCGAGGAAUUCAUGGUUAUCCAUCUUCAGGAGCUUCUGAUAGUUCAUCAACAAAGUUGAAGUUUCUCUGCAGCUUCGGUGGUACAAUUUUGCCUCGUCCGAGUGAUGGAAAGCUGAGAUAUGUUGGGGGCGAAACGCGCAUUAUCCGAAUAAGCAAAAAUAUUUCUUGGCAGGAGCUUAUGCAGAAAACAGUGGCAAUUUACAAUCAAUCUCACACUAUAAAAUAUCAGCUUCCUGGUGAAGAUCUGGAUGCGUUGGUUUCUGUAUCCUGUGAUGAGGAUCUUCAGAACAUGAUGGAAGAAUGCAAUGUAUCAGAAGAUGGGGGGUCAAAGAAGCCUAGGAUGUUCCUUUUUUCUUGCAAUGAUCUAGAGGACUCCCAGUUUGGCCUAGGAAGUGGAGAGGGUGAGAAUUCUGAGAUUCAAUAUGUAGUUGCUGUAAAUGGUAUGGACUUGGGUUCAAGGAAGAACUCAAUGAAUCUGGCAAGUGCAUCUGGGAACAAUUUGGAUGAGUUGCUCUGUCUUAAUGUUGAGAGGGAAAGCAGUCGAGUUGCAGCUGAAUUUACUGGCAGUAAUGUCCCAUCUUCAGCUGUUAAUAUGCUGCCAUCAACAAUUCAAUCUUCUCAACCAGUGCCGAUGAUUUCAUCUAGUGCCCAAGAAUCUAAUUCACAACCUUACCAUGGCCAGAAAAUGCACCGUGGAGAUAAUAGCCAGCGCCCAGCAUCAUCCAUGCAACCUAUUGAGAGCUUCUCCCAUGUGGAUAGAAAGGGCGUCAAUCCAUUGCCGGUCCCAAUUCAAUUUGGUUUUGGUUCUCAUCUUCCUGACCAUGCAACAGUUGGGGAAAAUUUAGUGGGAGUGCCUUUCCAUGUGUAUCCUCCAACACAACAGGGGGUUUUGGGAGAAGAGAAACUGUAUAGUGGCAUUCAUGUGCAAAAUGCAGAAGUGUCUGUAAAGGAUACAAAACUCAAAAGAGAUAGCUCAGGAAAGAAAAUAAAUGAACCUGAGAAAGUUAAAACUAUGGAUAAGGAGGCAGCUAAAAAGGAAUUGAAAAUGAAGCGGGAUGAUUCAUUCCAGAAGCUUAAUGAAACUUUUAAAAUUCGGGCAGUGGAAAAUGAUACUGUUUCCUUGCAUCCACAUGAUAGUUCUGCUCCAAAUUACACUUCUAGAGAAGAAGUAUCGGUUGCCAAUUCAAUGCAAGAAGUAGGAUCACCACUGCAGCUCAUGAAAACUAAUAAAGGGCCCCAAGAAGCUGUACUCGGUUCGAUGCCCACUGAUGCUGUGACUGAAGGGAUAAAAAAUAACAGGGAUGACCAUUUCCAUUCAUCUGGUGAUCCAUUUGCCCCAGGAUAUGGGGGUUCUGAGGCUGAUCCAACAGAUUUUAGCUAUCCUGAACCAUCUGUGGUUUCUCAUCGGGUUUUUCAUUCUGAGCGAAUUCCCAGGGAGCAGGCAGAAUUAAAUCGCUUGUCAAAAUCUGAAGAUUCUUUUGAUCCUCAGAUUCUAAUAACUCAAGCACGUUCUGGUUCUCAACCAGUUAUAGAAUCGAUUGAUAAGUUGCAUGAAGGAAAUGUGGCUUCCCAGACUGACCAGCCCCGCACAUCUGCAAGAUCACGUUAUGCAAAUCCCCAGACUGUUGAAGAUGGACUCGCUCAGUUUGAAAAGUAUAAAGAAUAUGCUGAUAACAUCAGUAAAGUAAAUCCCAAUAUUGCUCAAGGUCUAGGGUCAAACGUGCAGAAAUCUGAAUUGAGACGUGUUGUUUUUAAUCCAGUGGAUGAUUAUGAAGGUUCCCAGGUUAAAGGUAACUACACUGAUCGCUCUAUCAAUGAUAACAAAGCAGCUGGGUUGACACAUUCCACAGCAAGUCAGGGAACUUCUAGUAAGCACCCGGAAGAUCCUGCUUUGGGGCCUCAAGAGUUUGAAAGAACUGAUAUUGGUGCUGACAAUAACAAUGGGAACAACACUAAGGUGAGUGUGCAGCCUCUGGCAUGGACAGAGAGCCCAGUUAGAGCUGUUUCUCAAGGGGAGCCCAGCUUUGGUGUUGGCACUCCUGAGCAGAAAGACAUACGAAUCGAUAUAAAUGACCGGUUUCCUCCUGAUUUCCUGUCUGAUAUUUUCUCCAAAGCAAAAAUCCAUGAGACUGGUUUGGGGCCUCAAGAGUUUGAAAGAACUGAUUUUGGUGCUGACAAUAACAAUGGGAACAACACCAAGGUGUGUGUGCAGCCUCUGGCAUGGACAGGAAGCCCAGUUAGAGCUGUUUCUCAAGGGGAGCCCAGCAUUGGUGUUGGCGCUCCUGAGCAGAAAGACAUAUGUAUUGAUAUAAAUGACCGGUUUCCUCCUGAUUUCCUGUCUGAUAUUUUCUCAAAAGCGAAAACCCAUGAGACUGGGGUCAGUCCAGUGAAUGUUGAUGGAGUGGGCUUGAGCUUGAACAUGGAGAAUCAUGACCCAAAACGCCGGUCUUACUUUCAGAAUUUGGCUCAAGAUCAGUCUGCCAGGAAAGUUUUUUCCCUUAUAGACCAAGACCAUCUGAGUUAUUCAUCCUCGCUUACAAAUGUUGAAGGAGGGGCUCCCAUAGAUUAUAGUUAUCCACCCUUAAAGUCUGAUGGAGUUGGCUUGCCUCACAUUGAGGAAGAUGUUCGGCAAGAGACAUCUGGUGUUGUUGGACCAAACACCAUGGAUUCCCAUGCAGAUUAUGGUCAUUUUGAGCUGAAAGGCACUGAGAGUGCGUGGUUGGAUGGGAUGAAUGCUAGAAUACCUGAAUCAGAGUAUGAGGGUGGCAAGUUGGACAUUCGAAACAUUGGCACACAUCUUGUCGAUCUUUCUCUAGGAGAGUUUGAUAUUAGCACCUUGCAGAUCAUAAAAAAUGAGGACCUGGAAGAGCUGAGAGAAUUGGGGUCUGGCACAUUUGGUACUGUUUAUCAUGGAAAAUGGAGGGGUACAGAUGUUGCCAUUAAGCGAAUAAAAAAGAGCUGCUUCACCGGCCGCACAUCAGAACAAGAAAGAUUGACCACGGAGUUCUGGCGUGAAGCUGAAAUUCUUUCAAAGCUUCACCACCCCAAUGUUGUUGCAUUUUAUGGAGUGGUGCAGGAUGGACCAGGAGGAACACUAGCCACUGUGACAGAGUUCAUGGUGAAUGGCUCUCUUAGACAUGUUUUACUUAGCAAGGACAGGCAUCUUGAUCAUCGUAAGCGUCUGAUUAUUGCGAUGGAUGCAGCUUUUGGAAUGGAAUAUUUGCAUUCAAAGAACAUUGUGCAUUUUGAUUUGAAAUGUGACAACUUGCUUGUCAACCUGAAGGAUCCUUUACGACCUAUUUGCAAGGUAGGUGAUUUUGGUUUGUCAAAGAUCAAAAGGAAUACCUUGGUUACUGGUGGUGUAAGGGGAACUCUUCCAUGGAUGGCUCCAGAACUCCUGAAUGGUAGCAGCAGUAAGGUUUCUGAAAAGGUUGAUGUGUUCUCUUUCGCCAUUGUCUUAUGGGAGAUUCUCACUGGUGAAGAGCCUUAUGCCAAUAUGCAUUAUGGUGCAAUCAUAGGAGGCAUAGUUAAUAACACCUUGAGACCGCCUGUACCAAGCUUUUGUGACCCGGAAUGGAGAUUGCUAAUGGAGCAGUGUUGGGCACCUGAUCCCAUGGCCCGUCCAUCAUUCACAGAGAUCGCCAGGCGCUUACGCGCCAUGUCAGCCGCAUGUCAAACUAAACAGAUACCCAAGUAGCGAUGCUUGCCAAUUCCUUUGCUGUGUUUUUUAGCCCAUUGUCAUGAAAUACAAUCUCAAAGAGUUUAUUUCGUAAAGGUUGUGUAUAUCUACAAGAGGAGGGAGAAGGGGCUCCCAAUGUAUGAUUUUUGUGUUGUGCAGAAACUGGAAGAAGUGAACUUUAUGUAAAGCUAUUAUUUUUGUCUAUAGCAUAUACGAACUUCAUAUCAGAA